CCCAUCAAGAUUUUGCUUAUUUGCUCUGAUCUCACGUUUUUACUUUUUAAAAAAUAGCAAUUCAAAUUUGCAUAAAUGUGAAAUCUCUGAGAGUUAUAAGUUGUCACCAAGUGCCUAAAGAAGCUCAGUUGUUUUCAAAAGCUGAUAUCAGUCGGCUCGUAUCCUCAAAUCCUCAAUAUCAAAGAGUAAAAUCAAAAAAAAGAUUAAGAAGAAGAACUGUUUGCUGAUAAAAAAAGAAGUUGGCAGCCCAAGUCGCACUAUCUGGAAAUAAUGGCAGUUCCAAAUAAAUCGCAAUAUAAACAAGACGAGGAAGCGGCAGGAGCUGUGAGGACGGUGAAAAGCAGGAAAUGCUACUAUUUGAAAAUGCUUGCUGAUUAUGCAGAUGUCUCGAUUCGAGUUGUGGCUACCGUUUUUCUCGCCGAUUUCCUGCAGCGAUUGUUCCGCUGCGUCGUUGAAUAUAUCCGCUAUAGCCGGUAUUAUCUACCCGAAGAUCGAUUAUGGACGAUUUUACGUCGUGGAUGCACCUACGAAAGCAAACAUAUCUAUCUGGCCAUGGCAUUCGUCAUAGCGGGCCUGUCCCGAAUUUCAGUUACUGGAGAUUUUACGGUCGUAAUUCCAACCGCUCUCUACUUGGCCCAAAUUCCCCUAUACUGGCUCUUCUUCGAUUUAAGUCAGAGCACACUAACCUACUCUCACUGGAUCCGGGAAAAUCACGGUCUGGACUACGCGGCAGGCAUGGCGUCAAACUACUUCCAUGGUUACUUGAAACUGGCAUUGCCCGAUACCAAAGACGAUGGUCUCAAACAUCGCAUGGCGGUCUAUGAGGCAAAGAACAACGUCACCUUUGGUGUGGACCGCCUGAUCAUCCUUUGUCCCGACGAAAUGUUUGUCGAAAAGAAACUCGAGAAUAAUAGCACUUUGCUGGAUAAAGCCGAGCCCUUAGAGACUAAAUACCUUCACCGAGCUGGGGUCCACCGGCCGUUCAAGCACGAUGUUUACCGCUUGAAUAAAAAAAUUGAUGGAAAAACAUAUUAUUUUGCCAUGGAAGGUGCCACACCAAUGUUGUCCUUCUUCGAUGCCAUGGAGUCUAAUUUGUCAGCCACUUGGCAAAUGAAGGAACUGAAACGCGAAAUUUGGCUCAAGUUCUGUAAGCAUUUAAAGCAUCUUAUCGAAACAUGGCCGGAAACCCGCAAUGAGGUAGACCUUCUCGUCUACAAUGCCCAUGAUCAAAAAGGGAAACUUGUUGACAUAGGCGAAUUACUUAUAGCCCACUUGAAGAACAAAACCAAAGUUAUUGACGAAAUUUCUGACGACUCAUUUCAAAAAUAGUGUAGAAUGUUCGAAUUGCAUGUUAAAAGUACGAAUUUUAUUUUCGAAAAGUUUUGAAUAUUUUUUACUUAUACGUAAUGAGAAUGUUUUUAUAAUAAAAAUGAACUGGGUUAUGGCCUAAUGACAAAA
Messenger RNA from Drosophila ananassae, 1458 nucleotides. It is a transcript of the gene Sting, whose product is annotated as stimulator of interferon genes protein. Gene Ontology annotation, molecular function: cyclic-di-GMP binding; 2',3'-cyclic GMP-AMP binding. The record is from RefSeq and is a predicted model, not a curated record. Bases 271 to 1329 code for a protein of 352 amino acids. Gene Ontology annotation, cellular component: endoplasmic reticulum membrane; autophagosome. The transcript has 5 exons. Gene Ontology annotation, biological process: innate immune response; activation of innate immune response; positive regulation of macroautophagy. NCBI's taxonomy places the organism in Eukaryota, Metazoa, Arthropoda, Insecta, Diptera, Drosophilidae.